Diceros bicornis minor is the source of this 4880-nucleotide messenger RNA. It is a transcript of the gene SMIM13, whose product is annotated as small integral membrane protein 13. The record is from RefSeq and is a predicted model, not a curated record. The transcript is spliced from 2 exons. The coding region runs from base 482 to 745 and encodes 87 amino acids. Lineage: Eukaryota; Metazoa; Chordata; Mammalia; Perissodactyla; Rhinocerotidae.
GAGCUGCCGCAGGAGGAGGGGGCCUGGGGCCGAGAAGCUGCCGCGGCCGCCGUCGGGAGGUGUUAACAUUUGCCGUCCUUGGGGGCCGAGGGACCCUCGGGCGGGUGGCGACGAGGGCCUGGUGGCCACUGCUCGUCCCUGUGCUCGCCCUCUCUCCUGUCCACGAGCGCGCGGCGUCCGCCAUGGAAGCGCAUCCGGCCGCUGCCGGGGUCUCCGGGCGCCGCGUCCCCGGCUCCCCGGAGCGAUGAGGGAGUAGGGGCGCUCGCCUCCCGUCCGCGUUCCGUCUGCCCGGCGGAGAAGGAGAGUCGGUUGGGUUGGUCGGGCCGGCUGCCCGCCCCGCGCCGCCCCGCCUCCUGGGGGCGCUGCCGAGGGGCGCCAGGCGCCCAUGCCGGCCCGGGGGCCAGCCGCGCCCGGCGCUCGCCACUGAAGCCCAGGACGCGCCGCCCGCCGGCCUGCGCCCGCCGCCCCGCCGCCCCCCAAGAUGUGGCACAACGUCGGGCUGACCCUGCUGGUGUUCGUGGCCACGCUGCUGAUCGUCCUGCUGCUGAUGGUGUGCGGUUGGUAUUUUGUAUGGCAUCUCUUUUUAUCGAAAUUUAAGUUUCUGCGGGAACUGGUGGGAGACACAGGAUCCCAGGAGGGAGAUCAUGAGCCUUCAGGGUCUGAAACAGAAGAGGACACUUCAUCGUCUCCGCAGAGGAUCAGAUCCGCUCGCCAAAGAAGGGCACCUGCUGAUGAAGGCCGCUGACCCCGGCCAUGGUCCUGUGUUAGUGAAUGAUGAAAGGCAGUUGGGAGCCUCUGUCUUUAGUGACUCGGCUUUGCAAUUUGCUUAAAAGAUUGAAGAACAUUUGUACUUGGUUUUAAGUCCAAUUCAAAAAAAGAUUUACAUAUAAGCCAUAUGAAAGUAAAGGGAAUUAAAACCAAAUUGGACCAUUGCAAAUUUCAUCUUAAAGAUAACCUUUUGCUUCACUAGCAUUUACUUAUGUACUUAAUCCUUGGCUAUUGGGCUUAUUUUCUUGGACUGGUGUGAAUCUGGUAAACAUUACAGGCUUGAAAAACCAUAUUAAUUCUAUAAUGUACGUUUUUUGUUUUUUUGUGGUUUUUGUUUUCACGUUUUACCUUGUCUAAAAUUGGAAUGCAUCUCACGAUUACUGUCAACUAGGCAAUAGUCACGAUGUAAUUAUCCAGCCUGCAUGUGUGAACUUAUAGCUUAUCAUAGCGUCAUCACUGUAUUGUGGGUAUCAGACAUGUCAGGUUUAAUUGGCAUUUAAGAUGUCUUCAAAAAGAUUACACUAUGAUUCAGCAUUGAAACGAAAAGUUAUUGUAUAUGCAGAAACACAUGGAAACAGAGCAGUGGGGCGUACAUUUGAUAUCAGUGAAGCAAAUGUCCGUCACUGGAGGAAUGACCGAAAUUCCAUAUUUUCUUGUAAAGCAACAACAAAAUGCUUUACGGAACCUAAGAAAGGAAGAUACCCACAGGUAGACGAAGCUGUACUACACUUUGUCAGUGAGACACGUGCAAAAGGACUGCCUGUCACACGCCAGGCGAUGCAGUUGAAGGCGGGAGAAAUUGCCAAAACCCUUGGAAUAGAUGAAACAAAAUUCAGAGCAACACGAGGCUGGUGUGAUCGAUUCAUGCGUCGAGCAGGACUGUCGUUAAGGCGUCAAACAUUGUUUUGUCCAAAGCUUCCUGCUGACCUUAAACAGAAGACAGUGGUGGAGCACUGUUUUGAGAAAUGCUGUGUCACCAGCGCUCUUGGUGACACCAAGGGUGCUGUUGUGUGGAAGCGUGCAGACGUCGACGACUGUGAUCUGAGAAGUGAUUCCGAAGAGUUGGACUCAAUAUGAGGUUAUAGUUAUAACUUAACCAGUGUAUUUCAUAUAUUCUCUUUACGUAUGCACAGGAUCGACGUGGUAAAAUCUGUUUAACUCUAAAAGCUCUGUUUCAAUAAAUAUAAACAUUCUACAUGAUACGAAAGCAUUGUGUCAUAGUUUAAUUGCCUGUGUUUUUUCUUAGUGAUACAUAUGGUGCAUCCUACAAUUGAUGGUAUCUUAGAUAAAAAAUAGUUUGUAAAUUUAUUUUUCUUUCUAGGAUGAUAAUUAUUUAUUGGAGAACUUAAUCCUGCCUCUUAACAAUAUUGCUAAAAUAGUUAUCCUCUAUGAGAUACAUUUUUUUGGCAACUUACUCAAGAUAUUAGAGUAGUAACUUAGAAACCUAAGAACUGUCUUCUACUUUAGGAAGAGUAGGAUUAGUUACUCCCUUUCUAUGGGAGGACUUCAUGCUCAAGGCCUGUCUUGUGGAGAAAAUAUUUCUUCACAAGCAGCAACUCAGUGACAAGACCUCAGAGGUACAGGGUAUAGAGGGAAAAAUAGAGAGCGGGUGAAAAUGCCUGCUUCCCUGUGAAAUGACUCUUACCAGGUUCCCAUGUUUGUCUUCACUGAACUUUGGACUCUGUGUUUACUGGGGAGAGAGAUACGGAUCAAAGAACCUUCCUGUUUAGUGUUACCUGCUUUGUACUAGAAUGAAUUGCAAAGCCAACUUGUCCUAUUAAUCUAAGUUCUUUUUGUGUUUUUAACCUGUUCUCAUAAAAACUAUUCAUCACAGAAUAUCACCUCUAUUUUAUGAUGGUAUGUAAUUUUAUGUUUGAUACCUCAUACUGUAUGCCGAUAGUUUUGUUUGUUAACAGUUCACUUGUUCUGCCUCAAGUUUUAUUCCUGAUGAACACCUCUGCUGUCACUGUAGCCCUUUGGGUAUACUAAAAGGGAAUUUACAGAAAAUAACUUUAAGUGCUUGCUGGGGAAAAUCCCCAGCAGCUGAGAAUGGGGCAUAAUCUUUCUGUCUUCAUUUCCUUAUUGGAUGCAAUUUUCUAUUUUUAUGUGACUUAGGUAUUAAAACAGUGACACAAGUUUUGAGCAUUAAUUUUAGGGCUUCAUACUAGCUAAAUAUAUUAAAAUGAUCAUCAGUUAGAAAAAAAAUGACUAAAAAGCUCGGUACUGGGAGGAUAUUUAAAUUAGAUUUUUCAUAGUCUAACAUUUUGAGCUGUGGAUUCUGCUUUAUAGUGGAUAAUCUUAGGUUUAGAUAAUAAUAGUUGCUGACGAACUUUUAAGUAGCUGAUGAACUUCCAUAUUGUGUCAGUAUUAAAGAAUGGUGGCUGACAUGACCUUCCCAAAUCUACAAGGGUCAUCUACAAAUUAAUCCAUGUAAAGGUGUACGUGCUGGUAUUAUUUAUUAAUAUUUAUGCUUCAAAGAUGUGUGUCUUAAUAGAAUCUUAAGAAAUGUUCUGCUUAACUUACUUGGGAAAUAUACCCAAAAGCGUAUUAAUAGCUCACAUCCUGCUGUGUUUUAACUCUUAGGAGAGUCAAAAGAAAUCACUGAUGCCAAUAUGAAAAUUCUACAAACUAAUUUCCUUUGUUUAACAUCUUUUUCCCCCCUACACCUCUCUUCCCCCACAUAGUACGUAUUUCUAAGGCCACUAUGAAAGACAAAAGAAAUAGUUGUUAACACAGAGUUAUUUGUGUGGUAUGGUGUUUCUGUUCUUUUCCUGUUGUAGAGCUUUUGUAGCUGAGCUUACCAGAACUUCAUCAUAAGUGCGUUUUCAGUUUCGCAGUAGGAGACAGACUAGGCUGUGGUUAAUUUGGUUUAGAAGUUUAGAAGGUUCUGAGCAUUAAAAACACGUACAAGUAUUAGUUUUGUCUGACUACUGACAAACGAUGGUGAUCAAGUAUGCCAUCUUUUGAGGAUUAAUUUUAAAAUUGAGGACACUGGCAGGUUGUUUCAUUUCCUUCCCAACCAACCAUUUCCAAAUCUUUCUUUUUUGCCUCUGAAAUGUCUGUGAAAGUUGCCUGUAUCAAAUGUAUUGGUAGCAUUGCUCUGAUUUUAAAUACCAAAAAACACUAAAUAUUUGUGUGGCACUGUUAAAUGAGGUUUUUAAUAUUUACAUCAAACUAAAAAUAGAAUUCAUCCGAUGGAUUUUGUAGUAUUGUUUUCGUGGAGGAAACAAAUAUUUUGUUAUUUGGUGGAGCGCCAGUUCACACAUGUGCUGACCCAUUUCUUUAGAUGUUAUUAGGUUUAAAAACAACUUCAAACUGUUAUUUUGCUGAAAGUUGGGAAUACUUCAAGUAACGGUUUCACAAAAUAUGGCAUUUUAAACCAAAAUGUGUUGAAAGAUUUGAAAGUAGUGCAUUUUUACUUUUAAGAGCAACAAUUUUUGAAAUUAAGUCAACAAUGUGGUAUUUUUUAAUGUUAGUUUUUCUUAAAAGGUGUGUUUUAAUGUAACAUGCAACCAAUGUAACUUGAGCUUUUGAUGGUAAACUUCAAGUGCUUUUAUAUUUUAAGUUGACUUUAAGAAGCCAAUGAGCAGUGUCAAAGUUUAUAGACUCCCAAGCAACUAAUGGAAUAGUAUCUUGUUAUGGAGUCUAGAAUGAAGGCACCUUGUAUUGUCUUCUUUUAAAGUAUCCUGUAGUUUUUAAAUUAAAGCGUAAAGAGUAACAUUUUAGCUUAUAUUAGUAAAAGUUACAUUUUCUAUUUGUUAAUGUACGUGUGCUGCCUGUUUUAUGACCAAUGUUUAAUGUUACCCUCUAAGUCAGUUCUAUGCAGAACCAUUUACCAAAUACUGCUGCUAUGGUUUCUUAAAGGAAACCUUCUGUGCUGUGCUAUGCUGCAUUGUCAUCUUGCUGCUUGGCAAAUAGGUUUUUAAGGAAUUAGAAUUGUGUAUGUUACUAGUACCUUUGUAUAACGAGACGUAAAAUUAGAGAUGAAGAAUGUAUGUGAAUGAUCAUUCACUGUUUUUUUUUUUAAAACUGAUCAGUAAUAUAAAGCUUCUGUGGUUUGUAUGAUGUUUUAACUUUCACUUUAAACUGCAUAGAAUAAAUUAAAAUGAAAA